Rotaria socialis is the source of this 1467-nucleotide messenger RNA. The record is from the annotation of a GenBank genome assembly. Lineage: Eukaryota; Metazoa; Rotifera; Eurotatoria; Philodinida; Philodinidae.
AUGACUACUGAAAAUAUCGAAAUACAACGAGACUUAUCCGAUCUUAGCUCUAAUCAUGAACAUAUUUCACCAUUAUCAAAUCGUUUUCUAGUUGCACAUUCAUCUCCAGUACAUGAAUCAACGACUGAUAUAGUUAUACGCGCACAUGAUGAUUCAUUUCAAUCGUCAUCAUCAGCAUCAAAUUCUAAAAGUAGUUCAAGUACAGCAAGUCGUUCAUCACGCCUUCAAUAUUUAAUUACGCAGCGUCAAUCGGCUGUUAAUUCGCCCUUGAUGUAUUCUCGUUGUACUUCAGUUGGUUCACUCUCAAGUUAUGAUAUACGAUCAUCAUGUAAUGAAUCCUAUACAUCAGAAUGUAGUUCAGUGAAACCUUCUGGAUUAAUAUCGCCAAGUGAUAUGCCAGAUUCACCACCAUGUGAACCUGAAAUUCUUGAAGAAGAUCAUCCACAAACGAAACCAAAUAAUCGUACAUUAACAAUGAAUACAACAUCGAGUCAUAAUCGAACAACAAUGAUGAGUGAAACAGUCAUCGAAAAAACAUUUAUAUUUAAUCAACAAGAAUUAAUUUCAAAUCGAAAUGAUAAUAUUAUUGAUGACAAUGAUGAUAGUGAACAUCUUGAUGAAGUUAUUGUUUUUUUAUGUGAUGGACAUGAUAAAAAUCAAAAUCCUAUUACUAUACCUUUUUAUGACGAAGAAAAUUUACUUGACGAUGAUAGUUGUCAAACAUAUAAUAGUCAAGUGAUUGAAAAUUAUCCUCUGGAUGGUGAUAAUAAUGUAGAAAGUGAAUCCUCAUUUAAUGUUCCUUUAAAUGAAAAUCUAAGCGUGAUUACAGAAGAAUCUUCAUUUAUUGAAGAUAUUAAUUCAAAUGAUGAAAAUAGUAGUAUUAAAAUUCUUUAUGAUCUUAUUAAAAAACCACAUUGGACUAAUAAAACUAAUGUAAUACAACAACAAUUAAUAAAUUAUUCAUCAAAAAAAUCAGACAAUGCAAAUACUUCAUUCAGUAGUAGUCCUAGUAGUCUUAGUCUUGAUAGUAGCGCUAGUAAUCAAACUGAAGAUGAUGAUGAAUAUGAUCCAGAAAAGGGUCGACAAUUAAUACAACGUCUUAUUGAAGAAACGCUCGUUAGAAGAUCUCUUCCCACCGAUUUUCUUCAUUCAACUUCAUGUGUACAUUGUCCAUCAAACACACCGAUGACUACAGCAACACGAAGUAUAUCAUCAUCAUCAUCAAGUUCAAUAUCUGUAUCGACUAAAUCUUGUACAUGUAUAACGAAUAAAUCAUUAAGUAAAACUGAAAAACCGCAACGCAGUCAAAGUUCACCAGCUAGACCUUCUACAAUGACUAUAGAUGAAUCAAAACGACAAACAACCAAACAUAAAGAGAGAACAGUCAAUCACACUCGUUCUUCAUUUCUACGUCUUCGUCAAGCUCAACAAAAUAAACGACUCUAUCAACACGAUAAAAAAUUCUAG